AUGGCGCGGCCCGUGAGCGACAGGACUCCGGCCCCCCUGCUGCUGGGCAGCCCGACCGGGGCCCCCCCUGGCGGGGGAGCGCUGCUUGGGCUGCGGAGCCUUCUGCAGGGGACCAGCAAGCCCAAAGAGCCAGCCAGCUGUCUGCUGAAGGAAAAGGAGCGCAAGGCGGCCCCGCCGGCAGCCACGGUCCCCGGGCCGGGCCUGGAGCCGGCGGGACCGGCGGAUGCCUCAGCUGGGGCGGUAGUGGGCGGCGGGUCCCCACGGGGACGCCCGGGGGCUGCGCCCGGCCCGGGUCUGUUGGCGCCGCUACUGUGGGAGCGGACGCUGCCGUUCGGCGACGUGGAGUACGUGGACCUGGACGCCUUCCUGCUGGAGCAUGGGCUCCCUCCCAGCCCGCCGCCCCCCGGCGGCCCGUCGCCAGCGCCCUCGCCCGUGCGCACACCUGCACCCUCCCCGGGGCCCGGCUCCUGCGGCUCGGCUUCCCCUCGCUCCUCGCCUGGGCACGCCCCCGCCCGGGCUGCCCUCGGGGCCGCCGGCGGCCACCGCGCAGGCCUGACCUCUCGGGAUACACCCAGCCCUGUGGACCCAGACACGGUGGAGGUGCUGAUGACCUUCGAACCUGACCCAGCUGAUUUAGCCCUGUCAAGCAUUCCCGGCCAUGAGACCUUUGACCCUCGGAGACAUCGCUUCUCAGAGGAGGAACUUAAGCCCCAGCCAAUCAUGAAGAAGGCGCGGAAGAUCCAGGUGCCAGAGGAGCAGAAGGACGAGAAGUAUUGGAGCCGGCGAUACAAGAAUAACGAGGCAGCCAAGCGGUCCCGCGACGCCCGGAGGCUCAAGGAGAACCAGAUAUCGGUGCGGGCGGCCUUCCUGGAGAAGGAGAACGCCCUGCUACGGCAGGAGGUGGUGGCCGUGCGCCAGGAGCUGUCCCACUACCGCGCCGUGCUGUCCCGCUACCAGGCCCAGCACGGAGCCCUGUGAGGCCGCCCCCCACCCCAACGGGCGGAGCGCUCCUCCGCCUUGCUCAGACUUGCGCCCUGACACCCUUUUCCCUCCCCGCCCUGUGGCCCACGGGCCGGCCAGCUGGGUGCCCCAGGGAUGUGAUGAUGCAGAUAAAUACAUUUAUAUUUUUAAGAAAAAGUGAGCCUCCCCGCUCCCACGCGGGGGCGGGGAAGGUCCUCAGUGUGUGCCCCCCGGCACGUCGGGGACCCCAUCCUCCCACCGCCUCCGUUAACACGAUCCUGAAUAAAUCUUGAGA
Messenger RNA from Mesoplodon densirostris (Blainville's beaked whale), 1255 nucleotides. It is a transcript of the gene DBP, whose product is annotated as D-box binding PAR bZIP transcription factor. Gene Ontology annotation, cellular component: nucleus. Bases 1 to 978 code for a protein of 325 amino acids. NCBI's taxonomy places the organism in Eukaryota, Metazoa, Chordata, Mammalia, Artiodactyla, Ziphiidae. The transcript is spliced from 4 exons. Gene Ontology annotation, biological process: regulation of transcription by RNA polymerase II. Gene Ontology annotation, molecular function: DNA-binding transcription factor activity, RNA polymerase II-specific; RNA polymerase II cis-regulatory region sequence-specific DNA binding. The record is from RefSeq and is a predicted model, not a curated record.